UCAUCAUCAUCAUCAUCAUCAUCAGCAUCAUCAUCAUCACACACUUCAAACGCGCGCAACCAUACGCACCCAAUGCAAUCGCGCGUGCGGCGAGAAGACCCAUUUGAUCCUGAGAACCCAACAUGCACACUAUCAAGCAUCCUCAAGCGCAACUGCAGCUAUCCUCCUUCCACGUUGCCCACAGCCACCCUGGAGAUUGUGUUUGACACCUCCUUGGAGGAGGGCCCGCUGGUGACAGACGCGCGAGAGAACAAGGGCGCCGAUGACGUUGCAGCCGCCUCACAGUACCUUCAAGCUCAGACAGCCACGUGGCGCCCGCGCAACCUGCGCCUGUCCGGCGUGGUGCUCGAGGACGACCUGCGGUGGGUGCUGGACAGCGGAACGUGGGACCGAGCUGCUGAGCUGAUCAUCAACGGGAUGGAGGUGCCCGCCCUUCACCUCAACAUACUCAACCCCCUGCCUGUGCUGCAAGGGCUUCAGAUCACCCAUGGUCACGUCAAUCGCGUGGCCCUGCGUCGCAACGCGAGCGAGCAGCCAUUUCUUCGUGCAGCCUUUCUGCGAGAGCUGCGUCUCAACUUUCUCAGCAUUCGACACAUCAGCAGCGACGCAUUUGCCGGCAUGGAGCGUGUCGUCACCCUCGACCUCUACGCAAACCAGCUCACCACCAUCACCAACACCACCCUGGCCAGCAUGACGCAGCUCAGCAUUCUGCUCCUUCGCCAGAACCACAUCAGCAGCAUCCACGACAACGCGUUUGCACAGCUCACGCUCCUGCGCACCCUUAACCUCGUUGAGAACGACCUCACACUUUUUCCCGCACGCGCCUUUGCAAAUGGCCUUUCCAACCUGGUUGCCCUGCAACUCUGGAGCAACCCCAUUGGCGCGCUUCCACCGCUCGCCCUCGCGCCCCUCGUCAACUUGCAGCGCAUCUUCCUGGACAAGUGCGAGAUUGGCCAUGUCCCAGCGUCUGCCUUUCAACACAAUACACGACUGACACACAUCAACCUGAGCAGAAAUAAACUUUCCAGCCUUCCGCCCGGAAUAUUUGCGUCGCUCACGCGGCUGGCGAUCGUCCGACUGGAGGGCAACGCGCUGCGACGUGUCGACCGUGCGUGGUUUGCCGACGGUGCCCUGGCGUUGGAGCAGCUGACCGUGUUCCAGAACCAAAUCACACACGUGGAUGCUGAGCUGCUCCCAACCGCACCGGCGCUGGCAAGCCUGCAAGCACAGCACAACCUGCUCGACGCCACCAUUUUGCAUUCCAUUCACGACCACCCGCGACUGGCAAUCCUUGACCUUGCCUUCAACCGCAUCUCCACCGUCCCUCAUGGCACGCUCACCAACCUCACACAGCUCUUCUUGCUGAGCCUGAGCCACAAUGGCCUCACCCGAUUCCCCGCACGGUCGUUCCCGCAAUUGGACGCGCUCCUAUUGGACGGAAACCCGCUCACAACUGCACCGGCUGUGCGGGGCACCCAACACCUAGCUGAGCUCGCCAUCACUGGCCACCGCAUUGCCAAGAUUGACAUGACCCCACUCCUGCAGCUCACACGCCUGCAUCGCCUGGACCUGGCUGCUGCAGCAACCCCACUGUCCCCGCCUCCUGUCGUGACGAUCCGCAGCGAAUCGGACCAGCUGCGCCCGUCAAGCCGGUUCCGUGCACUCGAUGUCCUCAACAUGGACGUGACGCAGCCGCUCUCUGCGCUCAUCGCAAGCCACGCCGUCACGCUGGACGAGCUGUCCCUUGGCUGGAGUGGCAUGGACGAGACCACUGUGGCCGUGGACGACAUCUGUGCGCUGCUGUCCGACACAGUCUCGCGCUUUGAGCUGUCCAACACGGCAUUCACGCACGUGCGCCUGUGCGAUGGCGUCGCCUAUGACGCCGUCUUCCUCCAAGACAACCUGCACCUGCAGAGCGUGAGCAGUGUCGGCGGCGUGCAGCAGCUCAACGUGUCCGGGUGUCCACGUCUGCAGCAGCUGCAGGUGCCGUCAGCAGAGGUGCUGGACAUCAGUGGCACACGGGUGCCGCUGUUCCGUGGACUGUGCACGUCGCUUGGAACACGCACGGUUGUUGCACGCAACUGGCAGACUGGGGACUUGACAAACACAGCACGCUUGCGGCAGCUGCUAUCCCAGUGCUUGGCGUUUGGGGGUGUGGAUGUGCUGGACCUGAGCAACAAUGCGCAGCUCAAUCGACCCAGCGUCGUGAACAGCGUGGUUGCGAACGUUAUCGUCUUGGGAGAGGACGAGACAUACCUGGGCGAUGACUUGGUGCCCCUUGCAGGCCGCUCCACCACUUCCUUUUUCCAGCUCGCCAACAACCCCAUCGCGUGCCAGCUGCAGUUUGUAAACUUGCACACGCGCCAGUCGGCCGUGGUUCGUCAGGUCAGAUUUCGACAGGUGGGCUACCUGUACACGUGCCAGUGUGCGCAAGGGUACGAGCAUCGCGGUGGCCGCUGUCGUGUGAUCGAGCGUGACAACACAGCAGCGGUGCUGGGCACGCUGGCAGGCUUGUUGGCGUUCCAGGGUAUCCUGUUCGCCGCGUACCGCACAUACACACGACAGCGACGCCUGCAGGCGGACAACGCGCUGAAGGAGCAGCUGCUGGUGGAGCGAGACGCGGAGGUGAUGGCACUGAAGAAGGUGUGGGAGAUCGAGUACGAUGAGCUGAGGAUGAUCAAACGGGUUGCUGCGGGUGCGUUUGGCGUGGUGUUCAAGGCACAAUGGGACACAGUCACAGUGGCAGUGAAGGUGCUGCAGCAAGGGGUGAUGAUGUUUGACGAGAGCACGGUGGUUGAGUUUGAGAAGGAGGUGGAGUUCUUGCAGCGGACACGGCAUCCACACGUGGUGCGGUUCUUUGGGGCGGGCACCGAUCCCAACGGCAGCCCGUUCCUUGUGCUGGAGUUUGUGGCGAUGGGGUCGCUCAAGGACUUGUUGGGCAAGGACAUGGCGCGGGUAUUGCAGGAGGUUGCAGAGAGGAACAAUGAUGAUGAUGCUGAAGGAGAAGAGAGGGAGGAGAAGGCAGAAGGGAUGGCGGGGGUGUGGGAGCUGAAGCUGCGGCUGUUGCGCGAUGUUGCGAGUGGGAUGGCCUUUAUCCACAGUUUGGAUCAAGUGCACAGGGAUCUGAAGAGCGGCAAUGUGCUGGUGUCAUCGCGACUGCGUGCCAAGAUCACGGAUUUCGGAUCCAUUCGCCAGUGCCUCGCGGGUGGCACCGCAAACGUGCCAGCCACUCCAGCUGCACGUGCUGGUGACCUGACGUACUCGCAGGCGGCGGGCACCGCGACGAUGAACCCGAGCAUGACAAUGACGGCGGGUGUGGGGACGCCGCUGUACAUGGCGCCGGAGGUGCUGUUGGGCGACAAGUACAACGCCAAGGCAGACGUGUUCAGCUUUGGGGUGCUGAUGUGGGAGGUGGCGACACAGCGUGUGCCUGACUUGAUUGAGCAGGAGAAAGGGAGCAACUUCCGUGGUCCCAUGCUUGCCACUCUGAGCCAGCUGCUGCAGGAAGGGAGGCGCUUGCGGUUCGAAGAUGGCGAUGAGGAGGUGCGUGACUGGUUUGUGCAGUUGACUCUCAAGUGUGUGGGCAACAACCCAUGGGAACGGCCGUCGUUUCAAGAGUUGGAGAUGAAGAUGCAUGUGAACAAGGGAUGAGAUUAGUGGCAGAACGUGUUUUGCCGUGGUUGUGAUGCUUGUGCGUGUGUGUUUGCCUCUCUGCAAGCGACAGAGAGAGAGAGAGAGAGAGAGAGAGAGAGAGAGAGAGAGAG
Molecule: messenger RNA, 3764 nt
Organism: Salpingoeca rosetta
Lineage: Eukaryota; Choanoflagellata; Craspedida; Salpingoecidae
Product: TKL protein kinase
Exons: 3
Coding region: 73-3651 (1192 amino acids)
Biological process (GO): protein phosphorylation
Molecular function (GO): protein kinase activity; ATP binding; protein binding
Source: RefSeq, a predicted model, not a curated record